GUGUGUGUGUUGCAGGCUCGCUGUCCAACAGCUCCGUCAUCAGCCGAUUGUUGGUCAACGCCGACCCGUUCAGCUGCGACCCCGACAACAUGGACUGCUACACUGAGAAGUGUGUCAUGAACAACUACUUUGGCAUCGGACUAGACGCCAAAAUCUCUCUGGACUUCAACAACAAGCGAGACGAACAUCCAGAGAAGUGCAGGAGUCGCACCAAGAACAUGAUGUGGUAUGGAGUCCUAGGAACCAAGGAGCUGCUGCACAGAACCUACAAGAACCUCGAGCAGAGAGUCCUUCUGGAGUGUGAUGGUCGGCCAAUCCCUCUGCCCAGUCUGCAGGGAAUCGCUGUCCUGAACAUCCCGAGCUACGCAGGUGGGACCAACUUCUGGGGAGGAACCAAAGAGGACGAUACCUUCACAGCUCCGUCCUUCGAUGAUAAGAUCCUGGAGGUGGUGGCCGUUUUUGGCAGCAUGCAGAUGGCCGUGUCCCGAGUCAUCAACUUGCAGCACCACCGCAUCGCUCAGUGUCGGACAGUGAAGAUCACAAUCCUGGGCGACGAGGGUGUCCCGGUUCAGGUGGACGGGGAAGCGUGGAUCCAGCCUCCGGGGUACAUAAAGAUCAUCCAUAAGAACCGGACCCAGACCCUGACCCGAGACCGAGCAUUUGAGAGCACCCUGAAGUCCUGGGAGGACAAACAGAAGUGCGAGUUUCCCCGGGCGCCGCCUCAGCCACCACUGUCCUCCCAGCCUGAGAUCGUCUCCGAGGAAGAGGCGACACUCAUAAGCGAGUUCGGUCAGGCAGCUGGAGUGCUCAUCCACAGCAUCCGUGAGGUCGCUCAGUCUCACCAGAGCAUGGAACAGGAACUGGCUCACGCUGUCAACGCCAGUUCAAAGGCCAUGGACGUAGUCUACGCCGACUCCAAGAGCUCCAGGGCUCUGAGCUGCAGCGUGGUCAUUCAGAUGGUCAGCAACAUCAAAGCUUUGGUCAGUGAGACUGAACUUCUCCUGUCUGGAAAGAUGUCCAUG
Haplochromis burtoni (Burton's mouthbrooder) is the source of this 1022-nucleotide messenger RNA. RefSeq names its product diacylglycerol kinase delta. NCBI's taxonomy places the organism in Eukaryota, Metazoa, Chordata, Actinopteri, Cichliformes, Cichlidae. The record is from RefSeq and is a predicted model, not a curated record. Gene Ontology annotation, molecular function: protein heterodimerization activity; ATP-dependent diacylglycerol kinase activity; protein homodimerization activity. Gene Ontology annotation, biological process: diacylglycerol metabolic process; lipid phosphorylation; intracellular signal transduction.